Molecule: messenger RNA, 2343 nt
Organism: Amborella trichopoda
Lineage: Eukaryota; Viridiplantae; Streptophyta; Magnoliopsida; Amborellales; Amborellaceae
Gene: TAF8
Product: TBP-associated factor 8
Cellular component (GO): transcription factor TFIID complex
Molecular function (GO): protein heterodimerization activity
Source: RefSeq, a predicted model, not a curated record
UGUUUACGGUUCAGAGAGAGAAGAAGGGCGAAGGAAGACGAGAAAAUAGGCGCUGGGCUCAUAGCCAUUAGGGUUUAUAGAGAGAAGGAAGUAGGAAAAGUUCUUCUGCUUUGGUUUAUAGGGAGAGAAGAAGGAAGAAGGAAGAGUUGAUCGACUUCACAAACCCUAAUGCCCAAAUAGAAAGGCCCUAACUGAUUUUUAGAGAGAGAAAAGGAAGAUGGGAUGCUGAUUUGGGAUGGUUUGAAGAGGAUUUUUCUCUCUGAUUUGAGUUGUUGUUUGAGAGAAAGCCCUAGUUAUACUGAUUUGUGACGAGGCCCUAACUAAUUUUUUGAUUUGUGAAGAGGCCCUAACUGAUUUUUAGAGAGAGAAAAGGAAAGAGGGUUUUUCAUUUUGUUGGGGAAACAGGAAGCAGAGCUGAAAGAUUAGGUCUGGCGGAUUGCUUGCUCUUUUUGAAGAAAUAACGGCUUUCCUGUAUCUUGCUCCACAAACCAGGAAAACCUGUAGAAAUUCGAAACUGUCAACCUGAAAUAUCAUUGUUAAAGUGGUGAUAAUUUCUCUUUUGACCAGUGUACCAUACCUUGGAUUAGUUGCUUGAUUUCUUGGCUGAAUUGCUAGGGUAUCAUAAACACCUUUUUACUGCGUUAUUUCAAUUUUGUUUCUCAAUCAUUUGCUAUUUGAAACAAAAGCAGGUCAAAUACCAACAAAACCAAAAAAGGUUGCUGUAAAUUGCAGUGGUGAAUCUUGAGAAACCCAAUAUUUUGCCAGACAUUGCAGUGCUGAUUACCAAGAAUAGCAUAAAUUUUAUCUGAAAAUCGUAAGGAUAGAAGAAAGCACCAUACUCACCUAGUCUUGAUUUGAGAGAUGAUAUGAUUAUUCGAACAUGAAUGAUGGCGGUGGGGAGAGCAGAAGAAACAUCGAUGAGUGUAAGAGCGAGAGAGGUGGAGAACAAGAGGAGGACGAGUUUGGUCGAGCAGUUACUAGGGUUUCGGUUGCACAAAUAUGUGAGAGUGCAGGGUAUCACACCUUUCAGCGCUCAGCCCUUGAAGCCCUUGCUGACAUAGCCCUGAGGUACCUUCGUGACCUAGGUCGAUCUGCUCGCUUCCAUGCCAAUUUAGCAGGAAGAACGGCGUGCAAUGUCUUUGAUGUUAUACAAGCAUUGGAGGACUUGGGUUCAUCUCAGGGCUUUGCAGGUGCAUCAGAUGUGAACCACCCACUAGCUGCGUCAGGUGCCCUUAAAGACAUAAUUCGGUACACCAAUAUAGCUGAAGAGAUCCCCUUUGCUAGGGCGGUACCCCGAUUUCCUAUCCCAAAAACCCGAAAACCCACCCCUAGUUUUUUGCAACUAGGUGAGACCCCACCUCAUAAGCACAUUCCUUCGUGGUUACCGGCCUUUCCUGAUCCCCAUACAUACAUACACACCCCUGUUUGGAAUGAAAGGGGAAGUGAUCCUAGGACUGAAAAGUUAGAGCAGGCAAGGCAGAGGAGGAAGGCUGAGAAAUCUCUUGUGAGUUUACAGCAACGGUUAGCUUGUAAUGGGGCCACAAUGGCUUCGAUGGAUGGGGAACUAAAAGGGAAACGGCCAUUAGAUGGAAACAACCCAUUUCUCGCUCCCCCUCUUCUAUCUGGGGAGAAGGAAGCUUCGUUGGUUCCUAUGCCUGCUGGUCUUUCUUUGAAAUCUCCUGAUGAGAACAUUGAGAAGAAACCAGGCGGUUUGUCUGUUGUGAAUGCCUUUGCUCCUGCUAAUGAAGCAGCAAAGGGUGGUGGCCUCAUUGACGAGGCGAGGCAACUGAAGCCGAAAAGACCAGUUGUGCAAUUCAAAUUUGGAUUGGAUAAGAGAACUGUGAAUCCCGCACCGUUGUUGUUUGGUAACAGGUACAAUAGGACUGGUGGUAAUGCAACGGACAUGUCUUGGUUCUCAAGGGAUGAGGAGAAAGAUGACAAAAAGAAGAGAGCUGAACAGAUUCUAAAGGAAGCCAUGGAGAACCCACAGGAACUUGUUCAAUUGUAAUUUAUUGGAUGGUGUGAAGGAGAUAUUCAUUGUUUGUAGGGUGAGGCUAAUACGACCGGGAAUUGACUUUUUGACUACCUGCUGUUCGUGCACAAUGCUGAAUUGGUUGUUGUGAAUUGCAUUUGCUUGUGAAUGUCUCAUUGGAUGAAUUCCAUGCUGACACAGGUCUGAGUUUAUGGUUGGAGGUUCAUGAAAAAUUGGUAGGAAAUGGUAUCAGGUGUUCUUGAGUUGAUGCUUGAGGUAUUGUAACAAUCUGUCUGAUACAAUGUCCUUGUAACAGUGUCUAGAUCGAUUCUUUAUAAAUGCAUUUUAUUUUCAUCUUUUCUUGUGACCAA